Messenger RNA from Apus apus (common swift), 378 nucleotides. RefSeq names its product ATP synthase F1 subunit epsilon (gene ATP5F1E). Bases 79 to 234 code for a protein of 51 amino acids. Gene Ontology annotation, molecular function: proton-transporting ATP synthase activity, rotational mechanism. Lineage: Eukaryota; Metazoa; Chordata; Aves; Apodiformes; Apodidae. The transcript has 3 exons. Gene Ontology annotation, cellular component: mitochondrial inner membrane. Gene Ontology annotation, biological process: proton motive force-driven mitochondrial ATP synthesis. The record is from RefSeq and is a predicted model, not a curated record.
CUGCUUGCUGAUUGGCUCUCGGGCGGCUCUGCGGCCCGUCCCCAUCCGGUGGGCGCUGACCUUGCCCGCGGCGCAGCCAUGGUUGCCUACUGGCGGCAGGCCGGGCUCAGUUACAUCCGCUAUUCCCAGAUCUGUGCGCAGGCUGUCAGAGCGGCCAUGAAGCCUCAGUACAAAGCGGAGGCAGAGAGGGCGGCAACGGCCACUGUGAAGACUGUGAAGCCCAAAAAGGAAUAAAAUGAGCUGAUUUGUGGUGAAUAACAGCAAACUGCAAAGCUGCAGGCAAGCUGAAGACUGCAGUAUAAUGUCAUCACAUUAACUGCAAAACUUGCCUCUGUAUGUAAAUCAGCAUGCUAAUAAAUGUAUAUUCUGUUAAACAAA